This is a messenger RNA of Camellia sinensis, 681 nucleotides long. Lineage: Eukaryota; Viridiplantae; Streptophyta; Magnoliopsida; Ericales; Theaceae. The record is from RefSeq and is a predicted model, not a curated record.
AUGGAGUCCUUAAUGCAACGGAUCAACGAACACAUCCAUGUGGAGGAUGAUUCCGCUUCCGCAACCGAGAAAGCUAAUUCGGUCGCGACAGACAGAAGAAUGGCAGGGAAGGUUCACUCGGUGGGGCAGGAGAACAACAGCCCAAACGACUGGUCAAAAGAUCAACGUCGUGGCUGGAACCGCGAUGAUAGAAAUAAAGGUCGCAGAAACGACCGAGCUAACGCUCCCCGUGACGAAGAGGAAGAUGCCAAGAGAAAAUUGAAAGUGCGGACCGGUAUCACCACGGUCUUUAAAAUCCCUAUUUACCACAUCUUGAGUGAAAUUCGAGCUAGACAUCUGGACCAAUACAUCGAUAGGGGCAUGAAAGCCGCUCCGUUGGGACAGACCGAACCAAACGGCCUAGCCGCCCUGGACGCGGCGCCACAAGGUGUAAUCAAUGUCAUCUAUGGCAUCACUGAACCGGAAAGGGUCUACGAGCUGAGAGGGAUGAUUAAGAAAGCCGAGCACAUGAGGGAGGUACUCUCUGUUCAGCUCGCUGUGAAGAAAGGAAAGACCGAAGAAAAAGAUAUCCUUUCAUUUUCAGGUAAAGACUUGGAGAGAAUUCAAGUGCCCCACAAUGACGCCCUAGUAGUGACUCUUCGCGUGAAAGACUUCGACAUCAAAAGAAUUUUGAUUGACUAG